AUCCCAGGCCACUAGGGCUCUCGGAGGUAGGACAGAAUAUUGCAACUUUCGUCGGCAAGAACAGAUUCUGAAAACCGAAAAGGGUAAAUAAAGAGGCCUCGCCAGAGCCAAGUCGUCGUCUUGCUUGCCAAUCUAUCGCUGCACGCCUGCACCAGAACACGGACGAAGACGCGACGAAGAAGCGAUGGGCGUCACCAAGGAGGAUGUCGAGGCGGCCAUCACCUCCGCUCUCAACCCUUCCCAUCUCGUGGUGACGGAUACAUCUGGAGGGUGUGGUGCCAGCUACGAGAUUGACGUGGUGUCGGAGCAGUUCGAAGGGAAGCGGCUACUGGAGCGGCACCGGAUGGUGAACGCCGCGCUGGCGCCUCACAUGGCGCAGAUCCACGCCGUCUCCAUCAAGAAGGCGCUCACCCCGGCGCAGGCCCAGCCCCAGCCGGAGCCGGCUGCCGAUGAGGCCCAGGCCUAAGUGCUUAACUCGCUCUAAACAGUUCGAAUGUUCGAUCACCUAUGCAGAGGCAAGUUAUGCAUAACGCAUCUGUGUAGCAUGUGGUCUCUGAUACUGGAAGUAUGCAUUAAUUCUCUGCUUGAAUAAUGUAGUGGAUGCAAUUGCAGAAUUGCAGGAUGUUAUGCUUGACUGCUUCGAAAUUUCUGCAGUAUGCACUUAACUUCUGAGGUUC
Messenger RNA from Phragmites australis (common reed), 677 nucleotides. Its product is annotated as protein BOLA2. Gene Ontology annotation, biological process: intracellular iron ion homeostasis. Gene Ontology annotation, molecular function: 2 iron, 2 sulfur cluster binding. Gene Ontology annotation, cellular component: nucleus; cytosol. The record is from RefSeq and is a predicted model, not a curated record. Bases 185 to 466 code for a protein of 93 amino acids. Lineage: Eukaryota; Viridiplantae; Streptophyta; Magnoliopsida; Poales; Poaceae. The transcript has 3 exons.